Messenger RNA from Megalopta genalis, 4301 nucleotides. It is a transcript of the gene eIF3a, whose product is annotated as eukaryotic translation initiation factor 3 subunit A. Gene Ontology annotation, molecular function: translation initiation factor activity; mRNA binding. Gene Ontology annotation, biological process: translation reinitiation; formation of cytoplasmic translation initiation complex. NCBI's taxonomy places the organism in Eukaryota, Metazoa, Arthropoda, Insecta, Hymenoptera, Halictidae. The record is from RefSeq and is a predicted model, not a curated record. Gene Ontology annotation, cellular component: multi-eIF complex; eukaryotic translation initiation factor 3 complex, eIF3e; eukaryotic translation initiation factor 3 complex, eIF3m.
UAGCAUCGACACUAAUCUAAGUUGUAUUUUUCUUGGUAAUUUGAUGGAUAUAGAUAAUCUGCAUUUCAGAUAUUACGAAAUCAGGUUGUUUGAUUUGACUUACAUAUUACGGGAAGCCAUUUUUCCGUAGCGGUCGCCUUUCAUCCGGUACACGCGGUCGGAGUCCGUCGUGACAAACGUCGUGUCGUUAAAAAACGGAAAUUCUAGAUUUUCUACGCAGGUUUACUGGAUUCUGCGGUAUCGUGUAUGGUGUGAAAGUAAUUAUAUUUGUGCGAGAAAAUGGCGCGAUACGGACAGAGACCUGAGAAUGCUCUAAAAAGAGCGAAUGAAUUCAUCGAAGUAGGAAAGCCAGCUCGGGCAUUAGACACUUUGCAAGAAGUCUUCCGGAAUAAAAAAUGGACGUACAAUUGGUCGGAGUCCGUUUUGGAACCCAUAAUGUUCAAAUAUUUGGACCUAUGUGUGGAACUAAAAAGGUCACACAUAGCGAAGGAAGGCCUAUUUCAAUAUCGAAAUAUGUUUCAAUCUGUCAAUGUUGGAAGUUUAGAAAACGUCAUACGUGGGUAUUUACGCAUGGCAGAGGAGAAAACAAAUCAAGCAAGGAAACAAAGUCAACAGGCUGUUAUAGACAUAGAUGAUCUUGACAACUUAGCUACGCCUGAAAGCAUUCUGUUGUCAGCUGUAAGUGGUGAAGAUGCUCAAGAUAGAAGUGACCGUACAAUCUUAACACCUUGGGUGAAAUUUUUAUGGGAGUCCUAUUGUCAGUGUUUGGAACUACUCAGAACUAAUGCACAUGUGGAAACAUUGUAUCAUGACAUUGCACGUAUGGCCUUCCAGUUUUGUCUUGAAUACAACCGUAAGACUGAAUUUCGUAAAUUGUGUGAAAAGUUGAGAAAACAUCUAGAAGAAAUUUGUAAAUUACCAGCAUUGGUAUCUAAUGUUUCCAUGAAUAGAGCCGAGACUCAACAACUGAAUCUGGAAACACGAUUGAACCAACUUGAUUCUGCGAUUCAAAUGGAGUUAUGGCAAGAGGCUUUCAAGUCCUCCGAAGAUGUACACGGUAUGAUGAACUUGUCGAAAAAGCUUCCAGUACCAAAAACAAUGGCCAAUUAUUAUCAGAAGUUAGCCAUGGUGUUCUGGAAGGCGGGAAAUUAUCUCUUCCAUGCUGCCGCGUUAUUCAAAUUGCUGCAACUCUCUCGUGAAAUGAAAAAGAAUAUGUCGUUGGAGGAACAGCAGAGAAUGGCCAAUCGUGUCUUAUUAGCUACGUUAUCCAUUCCACUGCCAUCAGCUCACCCAGAAUUUGAUCGCUUCAUUGAAACAGAUAAGAGUCCGUUAGAAAAGGCUCAAAAGCUUGCAACACUUUUAGGUCUCUCUCAACCACCGACAAGAGUUUCUCUGCUUAAGGAUAUCGUUCGUUUGAAUAUCGUGAAUUUAGCGUCUCCACAAUUGCAAGAUUUAUAUUCAUGGUUAGAAGUUGAAUUCCAUCCCCUGGAGUUGUGUACACGAGUGGAUUCUGUUAUUCAGACUCUACAAACCGAUGAGAACAGUCCUUUCAUUCAGUAUAUUCCAGCCUUGCAGGACGUAACGCUUGUUCGAUUGAUUCAUCAAAUAUCACAAGUUUAUCAAACUGUACAGUUCGCAAGGCUUCUGGAGCUUGCUAAGUUCACAACAGACUUUCAUUUAGAACGUCUCUUAGUUGACUGUGUAAGAUACAAUGACAUGCAAAUAAGAAUUAAUCAUGGGAAGAAGUGCGUGCACUUUGGAGUUGAUUUGUCCGAGGCUCAGAGGGAAGAUCAUCCCGAUGGCCCGGUUCUACAAGCUAUGCCUUCUGAACAAAUUCGUUGUCAACUUGUAAAUAUGGCUACAGUAUUGCAUAGAGCAAUUCAUAUUAUCAAUCCAAACAAAAAGAAAACGGAACGUGAAAAGUUGCGCAGUGCUAUGGUGGGUCACUAUCAUGAAACUAAAUUGAAGGAGCAUCAAAGAAUUCUGGGAAGACAUAAGAUCAUAGAAGAGAGAAAAGAAUAUAUCGAACACAUAAACACAGUUCGCGAAGAGGAGGAAAUGCGUAGACAAGAGGAAUUACAAAGACAGCAAAUGCUGGCUGAACAAAAGAGAUUGGAACAAGAGAGGGAGGAGCGUGAAAGGAAACGGCAGCAAAGUGAAAUUCAACAAAUUAAGGACCGUCAUCUCAAGGAGAAAAUGCAACAAAUUUCACAGACUAGUCACGGUCAGAAAGUACUCAAGAAACUGGACGAGGAUGAGAUUAAGAAGUUAGAUGCCGAACAAAUUGCAGCCAGGGAAGCCGAGGAGCUGCAGAAAGAACGCAGAGAAAUGCAACAGAAGUUGAAAUCUCAGGAGAAGAAGAUCGAUUAUUUGGAGCGUGCCAAACGGUUAGAGGAGAUACCAUUACUGGAGAAAGCAGUCGAGGAGAAGAUGGAGCAAGCCAAGCUACGCUGGGAGCAGCAAGAGGCAGAAAGAAUUGCUGCAGCCAAAGAAGAAAGACAGCAGGCUGUCGCAACCAGAGCACGCAUGGCUAGGAUGAAGGAGGAUCAUGAUAUCUUUUUGUCGAAGAUAUUGGCUGAACGUAAGAGUAUUUACCUUGAGAAGUUGAACGAAUUUGAAAAGGUAUUGAACGAGGAGAGAGCGAGCAGAUUGUUGAAACGCAAGGUGGAGCGUAAAGCCGAGCGCAAAGCAAGAUGGGAACACGAACGUGCCGAGGCUUUGGAAAGAAGACGGCAGGAGGAGUUGCGAAUUAAACAGGAAGAGGAGAAACGACGAAUGGAGGUGGAGAAAGCGCGAAGGGAGGAAGAGGAGAGAUUAAGACGCGUCGAGGAGGAAGCAAAGGAGGCCGAACGUUUGGCUAAGAUCGAGAGACAAGCUGAGAUUACUAGAGCCAGGGAAGCCGAGAUUGAACGGAAAUUGGAGGAAGAGAGACAAAAGGAGAAGGAUAUGUCCGAUGCAUGGAGACGCCAACGAGUACCGGAGAAACCAGCAGAAGUGAUAUCUUGGCGUCGCAAUACUGAGGCGAAAGAAGACGGCAACAAAGAAGAGUUCAAUCGCUGGAAGAGACGCGGCGGCGAGACAGACAAUAAGUGGCGGAAGGAUGAACUGGAAAGACCGAAAAAGGAGAAUUCAGACAUAUGGCGACGACACAAUUAUGAUAAGGAGGAUGUUCGGGAUAGGGACAGGGAGUGGGAUAGGGAUAGAAUAGACAGAGACCGUGGAAGGGAUGCGCCGCGUCCCCCGCGUGAUACUACACGAAGCGACAAUAUAACCGAUGGUUUUCGUGCACGUGGUAGAAUGCCCGAACGUCGUGCAUCUCCUACUGGACGUCGCGAGGAGCCAAUACGUGGCAGCAAUCAGAGUUGGCGCAGUAAGGGCGACUUGAUACAAAACUCACCUCGGGAUCCACCUAGACGCGAUGAAAAGCGCGAUGAUCCAAAAGAGGACAGACUUCCACCGAAACAGGAGGAAAGAAGACGACCACCAGAGGACGACGGAUGGUCGCAGGUCAGCAGCCGGCGUUAACAUAAGACAUCGGAGCUACCUAUAGAAGCAACGUUUACCGUUCUUCAAGAACAGCGCAUUAUAUUAUGCACCGUUCUUGAAAAAUAGUAAGCGUUCCGUAUUCGCAGUUAGACUUUUUGCAAAGAAACUACACGGCGUGCCCAACUCGGCUGUUUUGUGCACCGCUGGCGUUCCUUCUCCGACAUAAUCGUUGUAAUUCAAAGAAAGCACAAAGGCAAUCCGUUCGUGGGCAAAUUCGCCGCUUCGGACGAAAAGGAAACCGAUGAUAAAAGCAAAAUGCGAACAAAAAAGAAAAUCGCAUUAGUGUACAAAAGAACUUUAUUGAUGUUCUGAGAUUUCCCGCCACUCUCCGUGACGAGACUUAUCCGGCCAAUCGAAUUCUUGCUCGCACAUACAGUCCACCGUUUCUUCUGCUCUGCACAUCGAUUCAGUAUUCCGCAUACAUGCGCGAAGUAAUCGUGCAUUUUGCUUUUAUCAUCGGUUGUGUCAAGGUUACGCGACAGAAUUGAGUUUUUAUGAUUUUUCUAAAAGAACGAACCUCCAACACACGAAUCAUUUUUUAAUAUCGACAAUAUAAUACUGCGUUACGUGCAUUAGGUUUGACAAUGAAAAAAAAAGAAACGCUCGUGACAGUAUACACGAUUAUUUCGCGCCUCGCAAUUGUAUGUGAAACACUGAAUCGAUGUAGAGAGCAGAAGAAAUGGUGGACUGUAUGUGUGAGGAAGUGGUGGGAAGUCUCGAAACGUCAAUAAAGUGCUCUUGUAUUCUAACAUUAA